Molecule: messenger RNA, 1176 nt
Organism: Paramecium pentaurelia
Lineage: Eukaryota; Ciliophora; Oligohymenophorea; Peniculida; Parameciidae
Source: the annotation of a GenBank genome assembly
AAUGUCAGCUUCUCCGUUGAUUAAAGUGGCUAGUUCAGCCUUUACAAACGGAUCAGCAUUGACAUUUAAAAAAAAGAAGUCAUCUAAUUCUUAAACACAAAACUUUAUUGUUGCAAGCUCUCCACUCAAAUCUACAGAUGAGAAUGAGCAAUCACCUUCAAAAAUUAUUAACAUAUAUUCAGAUAGUGGAUUAUUUAAUGUUGGAAAUUCUUACUCAACUGUUAAAAAUGCUCCUAUUAUCGAAGAAGAGAAAACACAUAAAACUUAUACAUAUAGUUAAAUGCCUCCUGAAGAAGCAGAGAAAGCUUAUUGCGAAAGAUAAAAAGUUAUUAAAGAAUAAAUUAAGAGGACAAAAAAUAGUGGGAAAUUUAAACCAAAAAAGAGAAUAGAUUCAAGCAAGCCUACUUUGAAAAGUGCAUUAAAGAAAUAACAAUUAGAUUAUUCAACUGCUUAAUCUUAAUAAAUAGAUAUAUCUAGAACAUCUUAGACUUUUAGAAGAAAAUCAAUAGAUUAACCAAUUCAAACUGUUCCUAAGCCUCAUCCUAAAGUAAGCAAAAUAAUUGAAAAUAAUAAUACAAAUAAAUAAUCUUAAGUAAAUCCUACAAAUUCAAAUAUCUUAUAGCAAUCUUUCCAUUAAUAAUUAUAAAGUAAAAAGUAAUAAUUAUUGAAUGAGAUUGCUUAAUUAGAUAAGGAAAUUGUAAAAGAAAAAGAGAAAAAAAAAUAAUCUCUUGUACAAUCAAUUAAUAUUUCCCCAAGAGUUUAGUAAAUAAAAUAAAGUAAUUGUUUAAAAGAUGAUCUGAAAUCAACAUAUGAAAAGAGAUAAUAAAUGAAAAAAGUUGCAGAUAAAGAGAAGUAACGUAAAGAGAUGGAAUAAUGCACAUUCAAACCAUAAAUUAGUAGUAAUACAAGUAGAAAAUUGAAUACUUCUUAAAGUUCAAAGUUUACUCCAUUAACUUCACCAAAAUAAGCUUCUGCUACUCGUCCUGUUAAAAUACCUACUAGAUCUUAAUCUUAAGAAGAAAAGAAUGUCAAGAAGGAUGGAUUGCAAAAUUCAAAGGAGGAUUUAAAUUGUAAGAAAUUGUAUUAAAAUUAGAGCGACUACAAAGAAUGAAUGAGAAAUAUAAUAUGAUAUUAGAACAAUCAAACAAAAUCAAAAACCAAUUAAAACAAAUCUGA